Molecule: messenger RNA, 4793 nt
Organism: Stereum hirsutum FP-91666 SS1
Lineage: Eukaryota; Fungi; Basidiomycota; Agaricomycetes; Russulales; Stereaceae
Exons: 8
Coding region: 17-4393 (1458 amino acids)
Biological process (GO): lipid metabolic process; phosphatidylinositol-mediated signaling
Molecular function (GO): phosphatidylinositol-4,5-bisphosphate phospholipase C activity; calcium ion binding
Source: RefSeq, a predicted model, not a curated record
ACGAACACGAACAACAAUGAGCUCCCCACCACCACCAACAACAACGACACUGGCACCCCCAAGCGACAACGGAGUGCCCAUCCACCGAUCGCAUUCACUCCGUCGAGCGGAGAACGUGCUCAACUCGCGAGGCCGGCUCAACGCUGCCCUCGCGCCUGAGACGUACUUCACGCCGUCUGCGUCCACGUCCACGUCCACGUCAAUGUCAGCGGCCACCUCAAUGUCCUCGUCCUCCGUCCCCAACCUCGAAACGUCGUCCACAUCCACGUCCACACCAUCAGCAUCAGCGCCCGCUCCCUCACCAGUACCCUCCCGCUCUAAAUCAGACUCGUCCGCACUGCGCACGCUCGCGUCUCUACGGCGCAAACUCAAGACCGUAUCCGCAUCCGUAUCCGUACCUCGAUUCCCCGGGACUGGGACCGGAAACAGUAACAGUAGUAGCACUAGUAUUGGGACUAUCACUGAGACUGGUGAGCCGAAGGGACGACAUGCGAGGGCGAUGAGUGACGUGGGGGUUAGUGGUGAAGGAGUAGAAACGGCAGGAAGAGAAGGAGGAGGAAGAGAAGGAGGGGGAAGGGCAGGAGGAAGAGGAAGAGGGACGCGUGCGAGCCUCGUGGGCUCCAUCAUCACUUUCUCCGUCCGGAACGCAUACGCAGCGCAGAACAGUCCGUCGCAGCCUUUGGGACGCGUCAACGUGAGGCGGUCGUUGUCGAACGCGAGUACGGAGACGGUUAGGCCUCGGAUUGCAUCAUCAUCAUCAUCUCCACAGCAGAGGCCCAUUUCUUCGGUUCCUGUAUCAACACAAGGCGAACCCGUGUCUGUACCUUUGUCCGCACACGACCCCUCGUCUUCGUCCUCACUAUCACCACCACCACCACCAUCCUCCUCAACGACAACACUAACAACGUCGACGAUGGCGACCCCACAACCACCACCAGCAGACCAGAAACCGUCCAUGGCCGAUUUCACAGUCCCCCAGCUCCUGCAGCAGGGCACCCCAAUGACGAAAGUGUCCGCUAAGAAACAACAGCGCGUCGUCUUUCGUCUCGAUCCUGACCAGGGACAGAUCAUAUGGGAGAGUAAGAAGCAUCGGAUCAUCCCAAUCGAAACAAUCAAAGAACUCCGCUCAGGCUCCGAAGCCCGCUACUACCUCUCCCAAUUCAACUUCUCCUCCGCCUACGAAUCCCGCUGGUUAACGAUCAUCUACGUCCUCGAAGGCAAAUACAAGACGUGGCACGUCAUCGCGCCCACGCGCGAGGUCUUUGGGAUGUGGGACGUCACUUUGCGCAGGCUGUUGGGCGUGAGGAGGGAGUUGAUGAGUGGGUUGGGGAAUGGGGAUUUGAGGGAACAGGUGUGGGAGAGGCAGGUUUGGAGGGGGGCGGAGGGGAUGGGGGAGGGGGGGACGUGGGGGGGUGGAACAGUAGGAGGAGGAGAGGCGGAUCAGAGGUUGAGGUUUGAGGAUGUGGAGAUGUUGUGUAAGAGGUUGAAUAUUAAUCCGAGUAAGGACGAUUUGUUGAGGAGGUUUCAGCAAGCAGACGUCUCCAACGCCGGCUAUCUCGACUUUGCCAACUUCCAACGCUUCGUGAAACUCCUCAAGACGCGCCCGGAGCUCGAUAGGCUUUAUAAGAAACUUUGUGCGCGGGGGUUUUCGCAUGAGCGGCAUCAACACCAUUCGCAUUCCGGAGCAGGAGUGGGAGUAGGAGGAGGAGCAGGAGGAAAGGAAGGGGAGGGAGCGGUGUUUGAUUUUGUUGUGUUUGAGCGGUUUAUGAGGGUUUGUCAGAAGUCCGACCUGAGCGACGAAGAGCUCAAAGUCGUAUUUGCGAAAUACGCGUCUGCUCCCCCGAAUUCGACCGCCUCGACUGCUCCUGCUCCCGCUCCCGCUCCUGUGACUUCGACCCCGACUUCGACCACUCCGGCCAACGCUUCCUCGACUAUUUCCCCUGCUUCUGCUUCUGCCUCUGCUCCUUCCGCUGCUGCUCCUUCCUCUGGGUCUACCGACGCCAACGCCACAUCGACGAAUCCCCUCUCUGCGCCUGCGCCGGCUAACCCGACGAAGCAAACUGGGGAUACGAAUGGCGAGGCUGUGAUGAAUGGGAGUGCGACAGGGGCAGGGGCAAAGAAUGCCGAGAAAGGGAAGGCGAAGGAGUCGGAUAGUGGGGAGAAAGGAAAGGGGAAGGGGAAGGAACCGGAGGGGAGUGUGAGACCUGGCCCUGCGUUGGGAGCGGGACAGGUUUCUGGAGCAGCUCAGACCAACGCCAGCGCUUCGACGGCCCCCGCCUCUGCCUCUGCCACUCCCUCCACCUCCACCUCCCCCGUUACACCAUCUCCAUCUACCGCUCCCACUCCCGCUCCCGCUGCCUCGUCUCAGCCACCCACCCCAGCUCCCGCCCCACCUUCUCCCACUCCAGCACCCCCCAUCGACGUAGACUCCCUAAUCAUGUCCCCCGAAGGCUUCACCUCCUUCCUCCUCUCCACCGACAACGCUGCCUUUGUCGACCAGAACCUGGGCGUGUACCACGACAUGUCCCGGCCGCUGUCAGAGUAUUAUAUCUCUUCGUCGCAUAAUACGUAUUUGGUGGGACAUCAGCUCGUGGGGGAUAGUACGAUCGAGGGGUAUAUUAGGGCGUUGUUGCAUAGUUGUCGGAGCGUUGAACUGGACAUCUACGACGGCGACCCCACAACAGGCCCCGUAGUCUACCACGGCAAAACCCUAACCUCCAAAGUCUCCCUGCGCGACGCCUGCCUCGCCAUCGCCAAAUACGCCUUCGUCGUCUCUCCCUACCCCAUCAUCAUCAGCGCGGAAGUGCACUGCGGGUUGCAGCAGCAGGAGACGAUGGUGGACAUCAUGCUCGAGGUGUUUGGAGACAGUUUGGUCAGGGAGCCGGUGGAGGGACGGAGGAAGAUCGAGGUGUUGCCGAGUCCGGAGGGAUUGAGGGGGAAGGUGAUGUUGAAGGCGAAGAAUUUGUAUGUGGCGGCUGGGGCGCCGGCGGGUGCGAUUGGGAUGGGAGCAGGAGCAGGAGCAGGAGCAGGAGCAGGAGGGACAGGAGAGGCGGUGGAGGUGGAGGAGGAGUCGACUUCGACGGAGGCGAGUUCGUCGACGGAUGGGGAGUUUGUUUCUGAGCUGAAGCAAGAGUUCCAUAAAGCGAGGAAUAUACUCACUCACCACCGUAACAAAUCCUCUACGUCCUCCCCUCCUUCCCAAUCGCACGCCUUCCACCGCCGCCGCUCCUCCGCCAGCUCCACCUCCUCUCAGUCCCAACUCUCCAAACACUCCAAACAGUCUUCCAACGGCAAAGAAAAGCCGCGGAUGUCGCUCUCUCUGCUCUCCCUCCUCGUCUACACCGUCGGCGUCAAAUGCCGCGGCCUGAACAAGAAGGAACAAUACGCGCCCGAGCACGUCUUCUCGCUCUCUGAGAACACGGCGAACAAGAUGUUCAAGCAGGGGAGCGGGAUGAGCGAUCUGAUUAAGCAUAAUCGGACGCAUCUCGUUAGGGUGUAUCCGAAGGGGAUGAGGGUCAGUUCGAGCAAUUAUGAGCCGCAUAGGUAUUGGAGUGCGGGCUGUCAGUUGGUCGCUAUUAAUUGGCAGACUUGUGAUCUGGGGUAUAUGAUCAAUCAUUGUAUGUUUCAGAGGAAUGGGAGGUCGGGAUAUGUCCUCAAGCCGCUUGCGCUGAGGACGACCGACAAGGAGCUCCUCGCGAAACGCACGAAGCACUUCCUCGAUAUCACCAUCAUCUCGGCUCAGCAGCUCCCUAGACCGAAGGACGGCGACGGCCACGAGAUCAUGAACAAGUCCAUCAUCGAUCCCUACGUCGAAGUCUCCGUCCACGUACCCGACUGGACCCAGUCACCUUUUAUUCCCAACACCGGCACCGGAGCGACGACGCCCACCUUCACGCCCGCGGGCGGACCGACAUCUCACGCCUCAAAGGGCGCCACAUCCGAAUCCACCCCUCCUCCCACCACCUCCACCUCCACCUCCUCCUCGUCCAAAUUAACUCCAGGAACGAGCACAACGACCACACGCACCUCCACCGCCGCCAUCUCCUCCACCUCCGCCUCGGGCAGCACGAAAUACGCCUCGGUGCCGUCGACGUCGACGGCGCGCACGGUGACGUACCGGACGAGCGUCGUGAAGAACAACGGGUUCAAUCCGGUCUGGGAGGAGGCGCUGAGCUUGCCGUUUGAUUGUGUGGGGGAUAUGAGGGAGCUGGUGUUUGUUAGGUUUGCGGUUAGGCAGGAGGGCGCGGACGAGGAUAAGGAGCCUUUGGCGGUUUAUGGGGUUAGUUUGGGGAGUUUGAGGGAGGGGUUCCGACAUUUGCCGUUGCAUGAUUCGCAACUUUCGCAGUAUCUGUUCUCGACGCUGUUCGUGCAGAUCGAUAUCCGGGAUGCGUGAGGUAGGUAGGUAGGUAGAGAGUCCAUCUCUUGGCGCGAUACUCAAGAAAGAUAGAAGAAAGUCGACGCAGUCCUUGAAUUUCUGUAUUUUUUCUUCUCCGUCGCAUUCCGUGCUCUUCCGAAUUUGCGUUGCAUUGUAUACAUCUACAUCAUCCGAGUCUUUCUCUUUCAUCGAUUCAUCUAUCUGCUUCAUGAUAAGGCCGUUUGUAUCAUCUACGUUGCUCGCUGGUGCUUGGAGACUUUUCACCAUUCAGACAGCAUGCACACACCCACACACAUACAGACAUAUACAUCAAUCCAUAUUUAUAUCCAUCUCUUACUUCAUUCCGAGUCCACUCAUCUUCUUCCGCUCACUCACUCCAACACCUGGAUUUCCUAGCACACAGUCACAUCAAGGUCCC